AUGGCUUACCAGGAUAUAUUUGGGGAAGCCGGAAGUGAACCAUUAACUGAGGACGACUACACAUCCCUGACAUCGGGGGGAAUGCUGACGGACAACGUUCUGAGAUUGGCAGUUCUCUACCUGUCUCCCGCAGUGCAGCCGACCAAUUGCGUGGCUUUAGACCCGAGCUUUCUAAACCAAUUUGAGCACCGUCUCGUACAAUACCGUCAAGAAUUCGCUGAUUCUGCACCUCCUGGGGGAGACAACCAAAAAGAUUGCUACGUUCUGAUGCCGUAUCUUAUCUAUAAUGGCAGUUCGCUCCACGGGCAUUGGGUAUUGGUCAUUGCUCAGCCCGCCCCCAACACCUGGACAAUCUUGGACUCCUUGAACAUGGUGUAUUAUUACAGGAACAAGCGGCGCUUAAUCGCAGAACUGGUGGUCAGCGUGCUCGAUAUGUGGUGGCCUCGUACGCUUGACAAUCCUGCCUGGAUAUUCGAGGCAAGCGACUGCACCCACCAAGGCGUGACUCUAAACUGUGGAAUCCACACAGUGGAGAACAUGUUUUCCCUGAUGAGUGGCUAUGAUCCACGUACCACGUACGUUGAUGGAACUGCUAGGCGGCAGGAAUACCUAGAAUUCUUUUCCGCGCUGGACGGGAGGACCACCACGGGGGUUAGGACCAGCCAACCAAAGGCGUCGUUUCCGAAUUGGGGCCCGGAAGUUCAGAUGACGACGCCGCCCGAUGAUAGGAACUCCUGGAAACCGAACGUCCCUCAGCAACCCAAAGUACUUUCCCCUUCCCCUUCUCCUGGAUUGGUUCCCACUUGGCUAAAACCUGAGCAACCCAAAACACUUUCUCAUUCUGCUAGAUGGGCUCCAUAUUGGAAACCUGAGCAACCCAAAACACAUCCUCCCUUUUCUAAACGGGUUCCACCUAUACAAGCGUUGUCACCUAUACAAGCGGUGCCACCUAUACAAGCAGGGUCACCUAUACAAGUGACGCUACCUCUACUAGCGAAGCCACCUUUUCGAGCGGCGCCAUCUAUACUGGCGAAGCCACCUAUACAAAUAUGCCCACAUAAACAAGCGGAGCCGCCUAAGCCAGCUGCUGCGUGGCUCAGUCCCUCGCAGAGCAUCAAAGCCAACGACGGAUCUCAACCAACUGAAGAAACCGAAACUUCAAAGUUUGUUGCUGAAAUGUGGCGGUAUUUGGAGGAAAAUAACCUCGGGCUUCCAUCCCAAGCGUCUAAAUUUUCUAGUCUCGGGCAGAACACAAACCCCGAGUGGGGAUUCCAACCGCCUGCAAGUUCCGAGAAUCCCAACCCAGCUUUGGCGCAUGGCUGCCCCGUAUGUGAUGCGCUAGCCCCACCUAUUCCAUGGGAGUUGGGUGUGCAUAGUGCGAAAUGUCUCCUUCGACGAUCCUAG
Messenger RNA from Venustampulla echinocandica, 1404 nucleotides. RefSeq lists its product as uncharacterized. The coding region runs from base 1 to 1404 and encodes 467 amino acids. Gene Ontology annotation, biological process: proteolysis. Gene Ontology annotation, molecular function: cysteine-type peptidase activity. NCBI's taxonomy places the organism in Eukaryota, Fungi, Ascomycota, Leotiomycetes, Helotiales, Pleuroascaceae. The transcript has a single exon. The record is from RefSeq and is a predicted model, not a curated record.